Molecule: messenger RNA, 528 nt
Organism: Miscanthus lutarioriparius
Lineage: Eukaryota; Viridiplantae; Streptophyta; Magnoliopsida; Poales; Poaceae
Source: the annotation of a GenBank genome assembly
AUGCUCGUGAGGAGCGCCUCCACGCCGGUCCUCGGCGCGCUGCUCCCCUCCGGCAGCCACUCGCCGGCGGCCUCCUCACCGGCCGUCCACUUCCCCGAGUCGCCGGCGGCCGCCUACCACCCGGCGCCCAUCUCCUGCCACCUGGCAGGGCCCGGGUCUGGGUCCGACCACGAGCGCUCGCGCGCCGGCAUGCGCCGCACGUGCUCUGAGGACAACCUCGCGUCUCUGGCCGGCGGCCGCGCGGACAACCACCACCACCUCCUCCCGCCGCCCGGCAAGGGCGCGCCCCGGGCGCGGCCGGUGCCGCUCGAGACCAUCCAGUCGUUCAGGGGCCGGCAGGCAUCCACCGACGACGAAGAGGAUGAGGACAAGGAGGACGCGUACGAGGUGGAGUGGGAGUUGCGCUUCGGCCAGUUCAGCUUUGCCGGCGGCGGCACCGGUAGCACCUACUCGCAGGAGCACCCGCUGUUCCUGGCCAGGGGCCUUGGCAUCGACCGCCUCGGCUGGAGGGCGGGUAGGAGUUGGUGA